This is a messenger RNA of Seriola dumerili (greater amberjack), 1801 nucleotides long. RefSeq lists its product as uncharacterized. The transcript is spliced from 3 exons. The record is from RefSeq and is a predicted model, not a curated record. Bases 17 to 796 code for a protein of 259 amino acids. Lineage: Eukaryota; Metazoa; Chordata; Actinopteri; Carangiformes; Carangidae.
UGCAAAAGUGCUGACAAUGGGUUUCACAGCAUUGCAUAUACUUUGCCUUGUACCUGCAUUCACUUUGACAACACAAGAGUUGGUGGGACUGAGUGUGGGUCCCAGGAUUACUGCAGAGUGUGACAAACAGGUUACUCUGCCGUGCAAAGUGUCCUCAACUCAAAACGGACUAUCAAUCAAACAUUUAGAGUGGUCCACCACCCAAACGUCUUUAUGCGCUGUGAACAGUGAGGGAAAUAUAACAUACAACAAAAGUCUAUUUAGUGACUUCCGUUGUGAGUAUGGAGAACGACAAUUGUCCCUCAUCUUUCAAAAAGUGCAGCCACUGAAGUACCUGUGCAAACUUCGAUCCAACAAGGGGGUGCUGUAUAAAUAUACAACUGUGGAGUUACAAGAGUGUGGUCAGAUCACCGAGGCUGUUUUGACAAGUGAGGGUCCUGCUUGCACCUUCAACGAUGUGUACCCAGACGGUGACGUGCACUGGUUUCACGGCUCUCACAAUCUCUCGGCUGGGUCUAAGGAGACCUCCACGACUAAAAGUGUGGAUGAAGGGGGUCGGCUGAUUAUCCAUAGUGACCUGAAGAAGUGGAAAAGUUCAGAUGUGCCCUACAAUUGCUCCUUGAGGAGCAGCAAAUCUGGUAGAUACAUUGCAAGUGCUUUGGUUAAGAUAACUGAAGACCUUGUCGGGCGUGGAAAACCUGCAUCUACUUACUCACUCCCCAGUGGAGUCAGGUCACAGGAAACUAUGGGGACACUUUUGUAUAUUUCAGUCUUACUGGCUGUCAUGCUGAAAUAAUGGAUUUGCUGAAGUAAAUCCACAUCAUGGAGUGUGAUAAAAUAUCAAGGUGAAGGGAUGCUUAACACUGAUUAAGAACAAUGAGUAAAAUUUAGGUACUGAGAUUUAUGUAUUCUUUUGAAACCCAGGGCAAAGCACUCUCAGUUAAGUAAGUCAUCUUGCAUGGUCCAAAGGUGUAUUAUUCUUCCUUUUAGCACUUGGCUGAAGUGAACAAGGAAAUUACAGACUGCUGAGAGGGGAGUCGAUAAUCAUUACACUGUAUAAAAUACCUUUGUUGUUUUGUUUCGAUGGAGGGUCACAGAUGAGGGAGCAGAGCGCAUCGGUUUCAUUACACUCUUUCAGAAAACAACAAAGACACACAUAGAAACACACACACACACACACACACACACACACACACACACACUUUCAUACAACUGCAAACACUCAGGGAGUUCUUUUGGCUCCUGGUUCCAUUUAGUCUUGAGCUCCACACACAUUCUGGCCUCGGAUUAUUUUCAGGGGUGUAUAUUUAUUUCUGAAAGAGUGCAAUGAAAAUAUCAGCUGACAGGUGUGUCCACCAUGUGUCUACAGCACAGCUGUCUGAGUGUGUGUGACCGUGAGCACCAUGAAAAUAACAUCUUGAACACAAUACAGGCUUGAAAAGAUGGGCUCUGCUGCAAAUUCCCUUCAGAACCAGUGAAGUCUUUGUGUGAGAAAUAUCAGAAAGCUGAGCACAGGAAACCUCAGUCAUGCAACAACUCUGGGGUUUGUGGUCGGAUGCUGCCCUCUGGUGAACUAGUUGAGAUCAGUGAAACAUGAGGCUGUGGUUGCCGUACACCUUAAGGGAGGGCAUUGGUUUGUUGUGCUCACCGAAUGCAAAGAUGAUAUUUAAAAGCAACAACAGUCGACAGUUUUCACAGGGACUACUUUUCUCUAGAAAGUAGUUCUAGAAAAACCUAUCCACAGUGAGGUGGAUUAUCCAGUGACAUGUAGUGAAAAAAAAAAAUCAAGCCAGUGCAUAAA